Emys orbicularis (European pond turtle) is the source of this 2577-nucleotide messenger RNA. RefSeq names its product phosphodiesterase 5A (gene PDE5A). Gene Ontology annotation, biological process: signal transduction. The record is from RefSeq and is a predicted model, not a curated record. Gene Ontology annotation, molecular function: 3',5'-cyclic-nucleotide phosphodiesterase activity; protein binding. NCBI's taxonomy places the organism in Eukaryota, Metazoa, Chordata, Testudines, Emydidae. The transcript is spliced from 21 exons. Bases 1 to 2577 code for a protein of 858 amino acids.
AUGGAGCGCAGCUGCCUCCCCCCGCCGCAGCAGGAAGCGGUAGAAGCCUGGCUGGAUGAUCACUGGGACUUUACCCGCUCUUACUUUGUUAGGAAAGCUACAAGAGAAAUGGUCAAUGCAUGGUUUGCUGAGAGAGUUCAUACCAUCCCGGUCUGCAAGGAAGGAACCAAAAACCACAGUGAAGAUUGCUCUUGUCCUGCUCAUCAGACUACCCGAGCUGAAAGCCCCAACCCUGGGACACCAGCAAGGAAAAUCUCUGCUUCUGAAUUUGACAGGCCUCUAAGGCCCAUCAUUGUCAAGGACUCUGUCGGAACUGUGAGUUUCCUUUCUGGCUCUGGAAAAAAGGAACAGAUGCCUCUGCAAUCUACAAGGAUUGGGACUGAUGCAGGGGAUCAGUGCUCAAGACUCUUAGAACUAGUGAAAGAUAUUUCCACUCACUUGGACGUCACAGCCCUUUGCCACAAAAUUUUCCUGCACAUCCAUGAGCUCAUAGCUGCUGACCGUUAUUCCCUUUUCCUGGUCUGUGAGGAUAGCUCCAAUGAGAAGUUUCUUGUCAGCAGGCUGUUCGAUGUUGCAGAAGGUUCCACCUUGGAAGAAGCUUCAAACAACUGCAUUCGCUUGGAAUGGAACAAGGGGAUUGUGGGACAUGUAGCAGCCUUGGGCCAGCCUUUGAACAUCAAGAAUGCAUAUGAGGAUCCCCGAUUCAAUGCAGAAGUUGACCAAAUCACAGGAUACAAGACUCAGAGUAUUCUUUGUAUGCCAAUAAAGAACCACAGGGAAGAGGUUGUUGGCGUGGCUCAAGCUAUCAAUAAGAAAUCUGGAAUUGGUGGGAUAUUCACAGAGCAAGAUGAAAAGGAUUUUGCUGCUUAUCUGGCAUUUUGUGGAAUCGUUCUUCACAAUGCUCAGCUAUAUGAGACAUCACUGCUUGAAAACAGGCGUAACCAGGUGCUUCUUGAUCUUGCUAGCUUGAUUUUUGAAGAGCAACAAUCUUUGGAAGUAAUUUUGAAGAAGAUAGCUGCAACUAUAAUCUCCUUCAUGCAGGUGCAGAGGUGCACCAUUUUCAUAGUAGAUGAAGAUUGCACUGAUUCAUUUUCUAGGGUGUUUCACAUGGAGUUUGAGGAAUUAGACGAUUCAGCUGAUGUCCUGAAGAGGGACUAUGAUGCAAACAAAAUAAAUUAUAUGUAUGCUCAGUAUGUCAAGAAUACCAUGGAGCCUCUUAAUAUACCAGAUGUUUGCAAUGACAGAAGAUUUCCAUGGACAAAUGAAAAUGCAGAAAAUGUAAACCAGCACAUAAAAAGUUUGCUUUGUACACCAAUAAAAAAUGGGAAGAAGAAUAAAGUGAUAGGGGUUUGUCAGCUUGUAAAUAAGAUGGAAGAAGACUUGGGCAAAAUCAAGGCUUUCAACAGAAAUGAUGAACAGUUUCUGGAAGCCUUUGUCAUCUUUUGUGGCUUGGGGAUCCAGAAUACACAGAUGUAUGAAGUUGUGGAGAGAGCCAUGGCCAAGCAGAUGGUGACAUUAGAGGUCCUCUCAUAUCACGCUUCAGCCACUGAGGAGGAAACAAGGGAGCUGCAGGUAACAGCGACGGCUGUUGUGCCAUCUGCACAAUCUCUCAAGCUAACUGACUUCUACUUCAGUGACUUUGAGCUUUCUGACAUGGAGACAACAUUGUGUUCAAUUCGAAUGUUCACCGAUCUCAACCUGGUGCAGAAUUUCCAAAUGAAACAUGAGGUUCUUUGCAGAUGGAUUUUGAGUGUGAAGAAAAAUUAUCGAAAAAACGUUGCAUAUCACAAUUGGAGACAUGCCUUUAACACAGCCCAAUGUAUGUUUGCUGCUUUAAAAUCGGGUAAACUUCAGAACAAGCUGACUGACCUAGAGAUACUUGCUUUGCUGAUAGCAGCCCUAAGCCAUGAUUUGGAUCACAGAGGGGUGAAUAACUCUUAUAUACAGAGAAGCGAACAUCCGCUGGCUCAGCUCUAUUGCCACUCAAUCAUGGAGCAUCACCAUUUUGAUCAGUGCCUGAUGAUCCUGAAUAGUCCGGGAAACCAGAUUCUCAGCAACCUUUCCAUUGAAGAAUACAAGGCCACGCUGAAAAUGAUAAAACAAGCCAUUCUUGCCACAGACUUAGCACUGUACUUUAAGAGAAGGGGAGAGUUUUUUGAACUUCUACGAAAGAAGCAAUUUAACUGGGAAGAUCCUCUGCAGAAGGAGCUAUUUUUAGCAAUGCUGAUGACUGCUUGUGAUUUGUCAGCAAUAACAAAGCCAUGGCCAAUUCAACAACGGAUAGCUGAACUUGUAGCUACAGAAUUUUUUGACCAAGGAGAUAAAGAGAGAAAGGAACUCAACAUAGAACCAACAGAUCUAAUGAACAGAGAGAAGAAAAAUAAAAUUCCCAGCAUGCAAGUUGGAUUCAUAGAUGCCAUUUGUUUACAGCUCUAUGAGGCCCUGACACAUGUAUCAGAAGCCUGCUUCCCUUUACUGGAUGGCUGUAGAAAGAAUAGGCAGAAGUGGCAAUCCUUAGCUGAACAACAGGACAAGAAUCUGAUUAAUGGAGAAAGCAAUCAGCCCAAGCGGAACUGA